AUGGACACGCGGAGGCCUUUCCUCGAGCCGACCAUGUUUAACUUCGUCAGUGAUGUGAACUGCGACGUGUCUCCUCCUUCCGUCUUCAGAGAUGCGGAAGGCCUGGACUCAUCACUUACUUACCAUGUUCAAUAUCACGGAGCACAUGAAGACCUUACUUCCGCCGUUAACGGGUUUGACUGCACAGGUGCGCGCGCAGGUGAGAGCGGCGUCCGGAAGGCGGCGAAGCGGAAGCGCGUGAUCACGAACGUGCAGCGGCGAGCCGCCAACAUCCGCGAGCGCAGAAGGAUGUUCAGCCUGAACGAGGCUUUCGAUGAACUCCGGAGGAAAGUGCCGACCUUCGCCUACGAGAAAAGGCUGUCGAGGAUCGAAACGCUGCGCCUUGCCAUCGUGUACAUCUCCUUCAUGACGGAAUUACUGGAAAAAUGA
Messenger RNA from Clarias gariepinus (North African catfish), 429 nucleotides. RefSeq names its product fer3-like protein (gene ferd3l). Bases 1 to 429 code for a protein of 142 amino acids. The record is from RefSeq and is a predicted model, not a curated record. Gene Ontology annotation, biological process: developmental process; regulation of transcription by RNA polymerase II. The transcript has a single exon. Gene Ontology annotation, molecular function: protein dimerization activity; DNA-binding transcription factor activity, RNA polymerase II-specific; RNA polymerase II transcription regulatory region sequence-specific DNA binding. NCBI's taxonomy places the organism in Eukaryota, Metazoa, Chordata, Actinopteri, Siluriformes, Clariidae.